This is a messenger RNA of Boeremia exigua, 1070 nucleotides long. Its product is annotated as major facilitator superfamily domain-containing protein. Gene Ontology annotation, biological process: transmembrane transport. Gene Ontology annotation, molecular function: transmembrane transporter activity. Bases 37 to 1056 code for a protein of 339 amino acids. NCBI's taxonomy places the organism in Eukaryota, Fungi, Ascomycota, Dothideomycetes, Pleosporales, Didymellaceae. Gene Ontology annotation, cellular component: fungal-type vacuole membrane. The transcript has a single exon. The record is from RefSeq and is a predicted model, not a curated record.
CUUGGCGCCGGUCUCGGUCUUCUUGUCGUUCGCUUCAUGCGCUGGUUCGGCGCACGGGUGACCGUGCUCAUUGGAGUCAUCCUCAUGGGCAUGAGCUUGAUAGGAGCUAGCUUCUGCACCUCGAACAUCGCGGGUCUUUUCGGAACAAUUGGAUGUAUUGGUGGAGUAGGCAUGGCUAUGAACUACGCUGUAUCCAACGCGCUUCCGGUCCAGUACUUCAGCUCCCGUCUCGGACUUGCCAACGGACUCAUCAAACUUGGUGGAGGCGUUGGAGGCUGCGUUAUGUCCAUUGCACUCGACGCCAUGUAUCAAAGAGUCGGGAUUGAUUGGACCUUCCGCUUCCAAGGGCUAAUGACGCUUGCAAUUGGCAUGCCGGCUGCUUGGUUACUCAAGGAUCGAGUGCCACUCAAAAAAGCACCCUUCUUCGAUGCCAGCAUGUUUCGCUCCGUGCCCUUCGUUGCGACUUUCAUUGCCAGCGCCAUCGGUGUCUUCGCACUCUACGUCCCUCCAUACUACCUUCCGCUGUUUGCACGAUCAAUUGGUCUGACUUCCAGCACUGGCGCAGGCCUCGUUGCAGCCUUCAACGCCUGCAAUGCAAUCGGACGAUUUAUUGCGGGACCACUGUGCGACAAGGUCGGCCCUCUUAACAUGUUUGUGAUGGUGAUGGUUCUCAACGCUGUCAGUAUGCUAGCCAUUUGGCCGUUAUCGAGCACACUCGCGCCACUCGUUCUCUUCGCAACCGUCAACGGUGUCGCGAAUGGGGCUUACUUCACUACUCAGCCUACUGUCGUGGCCGGCAUCUUCGGACCUGGACGGGCUACCGUCGCAAUGAGUAUGUCUGUGACAGGCUGGACAGCUGGAUACUUAAUGGGCGCGCCGAUCGCAGGUUACCUACUUCAAGCGGCCGGUGGUAGCAAGCAAGCUGCAGGUAUUGGUCAGAGCAUCGAGGUCUAUCGACCUGCCAUCUUCUAUGCUGGCGGAAUGGCUACGAUUUCUGCUCUCUGUGUCAUUGCAGCGAGAUUGACAGUCGCGAAGAAAGUUUUGAAAAGGGUGUAAAACUUGUGCAUUGU